AUACGUAACCUUAUUAAAAACAAUCGUACGUGCCGGUUCACAAAACCCCGACAAAGUGUACCAUUCAUAAAAUCCAUUCCAACAAAGUCCAGAAGUAUCGUUCGUCUAGGGCAAUGCAAGGUUUCAAAAGUACCACGUUGUUUGUGGUUAUUCUGUUGGUUUCAACGUCGUUACCCUUUCUCGAGGGAGCUAGAUCUCGAGAUGACUGCCGUUGUCUGACUGCGUCCGAGCUGAACGCUGGCGACUUCGUUUUGAAAGAAAACUUGGAGGRAGACAUCGAAUCCCUGGUGACUCAGGUUGGGCUUGCGAAUGGCAUUGCCGAUGGCAACGCMACCGAAAGCUUCCAAAACGAGUACGGAAUUGGAUGCAAAGCCCACGACGCCGGCUUAUCCGAGUGCGGAGCCGCUGGAAAGCCUGGAGAAUGGUGUGACUACGAAUGGUGUUAUGUGGACAAUGGCUGCAAAUUGGAUUUCGAACCCAGCCGCAUCUUCAAGAAACGCUCCUACUCUUACGCUGCGUGCGGAUUCAUCGACGAAUCCGAUCGUGGCCCUACUCUAUUGAACGGAAUGGUCCUGCAGGGGGUCAUCCAUGAUAACCACCGCGGGGUCGAGGGAACCGAGUGUGAAGACAAAGAUAAUCCGACACAAACGACAUGCCAUGGAACAACUAUGGAUCUGGCACGUUACCUAGUCGAAGAACCCACGUUGAACAUUACGAUUAACUUCACCAGCGUCCCGGAAUGGAUAAAAGAUAGGGCAGAAUCAUACGGACCGUUUGUUGAAAACCUCGAAAACAUGGACCACGGUGCGUGCGUUUACGCCGCCUCUCUGGGUGUGGUCGAUAUCUGCAUCGGGGCCUUCACGAAAAAUCGCCAGCGGACUAUGGCUUCUUCGUUUCUGGAGAUGGGGGUCACCGCCGAAUACCUGGUUGUGCAUGAACACACUGAGCAACUGAGUGUAAUGGAUAAGGUUAAGUCCAUUUUCGAACCCUUUUCUCCGGCAUUGUGGGGCAUGACCUUCUUAGUGUUUUCCUUUCUGGGAUUUUUGCUCAUGCUCCAAGAAGUUUCAUGGGAGACAUUGAGGGAGAAACCCUCGGCGAAUGUUAAAAUGUCUUUGUACGGUUCCGUUAUGGCGUUUUUUGCCAGGAGACCCGGUCCCUAUUGCAGUGACAAAGUAACUUCUUGGGGCGGUCGGCUCACGACGUUGGCGAUUUGCAUCCAGAUUCUUCUGUCGGGAGCGGCCUAUGGCGCCCAGCUCACUACUCUUUUGGUCCGUUCAGGAUUUUCGGUGACCAUCGAGAGCAUCGAUGAUGUCAUGCUAUAUAAGUUCCCCAUUUGCGUUUUGCGGAACAAAAUCAAAGUGUUGGACAAUGCUUAUGGAGACUCCAGAUUCAAUUAUGCAAUUAACCGUACGUUUCUGUUAUUGUUCCUCUCUGUUUUGUUUUGAUUUGAAGUGGACAGGGAUUGGAAUCAUUUUUUGUUGAUGUAGUUUGAUCCCUCAUUUGUUUUUCCGUUGUUUUUCUCACGGACCACCGCAAUGGAAUAACACUACUUUCUCUCCUUUCAUUAUGAAAAACGAACCAACAAACGAACAGCCGAAGACGGCUUGCCUGGUUUCAACAACCGGACAGAACUCCUCCUAGCCAUGGAUAAAGGACUUUGUGAUUGCCUCCUGGCGGACGAGCAUGUCAUGGCAGCGCAUUACAGCAUGGGCUCGCACUGCGACAAAAUCAUCGUCGGAAAGCCGGUCAUUGAGCUGCCGUGGGGUUUACCGGUGUCGACCAACUACGCAGCCCCUCUGAAUACCGCGGUGACAAGAAUGAUGCAGAGGGGAAAGUGGCGAGAUAUCAUGGAAGAUGCCGAACCCGAAAACAUCUGUCCAGAAAAGGACAUAAAYMCUAAGACGACACCGUUUGAGAUACACAACAUGCUCGGAGCCUACGUUCUGUCCGGUGUCAUAGCGGCCACUGGAAUUGUGAUCAGCCUCUGGAGUUAUUUCAGGAAGAGGUCCCGCGGCCGUUCCGAUUUGAAAGAACUACCAUCCGAAGGAAAUGGCGACGAAGGAGAACAAACACUGGCACAUAUGGAAUACGGCAGCACAAGCAACACUGAUUAUCACCAUCUCCAGAGCGCUAUGUCCGGCCUCAUGGCGGAGAUUGCCGGCCUCAAAGCCACAAUGAUGGAAGCAAAGGAGGAAGCUGCAAAGAAGAAGGAUGUUUAAUCCAUUGCUUGUCGGGCGGCCAGGGUUAGCUAAGAAUCAGGCAAAGAACAAUUAUGCGAGAGGAUUUGAUACUCGUCUGAGUUAGAUAGUGAACAUAAAUUGGAAUCUUGAAU
Messenger RNA from Pseudo-nitzschia multistriata, 2332 nucleotides. Lineage: Eukaryota; Bacillariophyta; Bacillariophyceae; Bacillariales; Bacillariaceae. The record is from the annotation of a GenBank genome assembly.